CGGCCUCGGACCCCGCACCGGACUCAUCGGAGAGCCCACGAUGUCCGCGCAGCCCAGGGCCCUGACGCCGUCCACGCAGCCGGGGAAGGGCGGCCGGCCGCAGCCCGCCGAGCCCUAGGAGCACAAAGCCCGCGCCUGCCGCGGGCCUCGGCGCCAGCCGGCGACUUUGCCGCCCGUUCCGCGGCUCUUUGUCUGCACUUGGGGCGGGCGCCCGGCUGUGGGAUUUCCCAGUGAGAGCGGGCUGGGGGGGCCGGGGCCGAGCUCCCGGUUCCCCGGCCGGCCCCCGCUCGGGCUCGGCUCCCCGCUCCCCCGCGCCUCCCCGGCGCGGGCUCCCGGCGCCUCCCCGCCCUCGGAACCGCGACCCCUCCCUGCCAUGUAUCCGCAAGGCCGACAUCCGGCUCCCCAUCAACCCGGGCAGCCCGGAUUUAAAUUCACGGUGGCCGAGUCUUGUGACCGGAUCAAAGACGAGUUCCAGUUCCUGCAAGCUCAGUAUCACAGCCUCAAAGUGGAGUACGACAAGCUGGCCAACGAGAAGACCGAGAUGCAGCGCCAUUAUGUGAUGUAUUAUGAGAUGUCCUACGGCUUGAAUAUUGAAAUGCACAAACAGACAGAGAUCGCGAAGAGACUGAACACCAUUUUAGCCCAGAUCAUGCCUUUCCUGUCACAAGAGCACCAGCAGCAGGUGGCUCAGGCGGUGGAACGCGCCAAGCAGGUUACCAUGACGGAGCUGAACGCCAUCAUCGGGGUACGUGGACUCCCCAGUCUUCCAUUCACCCAGCAGCAGCUCCAGGCCCAGCAUCUGUCCCACGCCACGCACGGCCCCCCGGUCCAGCUGCCACCCCAUCCGUCAGGCCUCCAGCCUCCUGGGAUACCCCCGGUGACCGGGGGCAGUGCCGGGCUGCUGGCCCUGGGCGCCCUGGGCAGCCAGGCCCAUCUUGCUGUGAAGGAUGAGAAGAGCCAUCAUGAACUGGACCACAGAGAGAGAGACUCGAGCGCGAAUAACUCGGUGUCGCCCUCAGAAAGUCUCCGGGCCAGCGAGAAGCACCGGGGCUCUGCUGACUACAGCAUGGAAGCCAAGAAAAGGAAAGCCGAGGAGAAGGACAGCUUGAGCCGAUACGACAGUGAUGGGGACAAGAGUGACGAUCUGGUGGUGGAUGUCUCGAAUGAGGACCCUGCCACACCCCGGGUCAGCCCCGCACACUCUCCUCCCGAGAACGGCCUGGACAAGGCCCGGGGCCUAAAGAAGGACGCCCCUGCCAGCCCUGCCUCGGUGGCCUCCUCCAGCAGCACGCCGUCCUCCAAGACCAAAGAACUUGGUCAUAGUGACAAGUCCUCCACUCCCGGGCUCAAGUCCAGUACGCCAACGCCAAGAAACGAUGCCCCCACGCCAGGCACCAGCACGACCCCGGGGCUCCGGGCCAUGCCCGGUAAACCUCCAGGCAUGGACCCCAUAGGUAUAAUGGCCUCUGCCCUGCGCGCCCCCAUCUCCAUCACCGGCUCCUACGCCGCCCCCUUUGCCAUGAUGAGCCACCACGAGAUGAACGGCUCCCUCACCAGCCCCAGUGCCUACGCCAGCCUCCACAACAUCCCACCCCAGAUGAGUGCGGCCGCCGCUGCCGCCGCUGCCUAUGGCCGGUCACCAAUGGUGAGCUUUGGAGCUGUUGGUUUCGACCCUCACCCCCCCAUGCGGGCCACGGGCCUGCCUUCCAGCCUCGCCACUAUUCCCGGAGGGAAACCAGCGUACUCAUUCCACGUGAGUGCUGAUGGGCAGAUCCAGCCGGUGCCCUUCCCCCACGAUGCCCUGGCAGGCCCCGGCAUCCCCAGGCACGCCCGGCAGAUCAACACCCUGAGUCACGGGGAGGUGGUGUGCGCCGUGACCAUCAGCAAUCCCACCCGGCAUGUCUACACGGGGGGCAAGGGCUGUGUGAAGAUCUGGGACAUCAGCCAGCCGGGCAGCAAGAGCCCCAUCUCCCAGCUCGAUUGCCUGAACAGGGACAACUACAUCCGCUCAUGCAAGCUGCUGCCGGACGGGCGCACACUCAUCGUGGGCGGUGAAGCCAGCACGCUCACCAUCUGGGACCUGGCCUCGCCCACGCCCCGCAUCAAGGCCGAGCUGACCUCCUCCGCGCCCGCCUGCUAUGCCCUGGCCAUCAGCCCUGACGCCAAAGUCUGCUUCUCCUGCUGCAGCGACGGCAACAUUGCUGUCUGGGACCUGCACAACCAGACGCUGGUCAGGCAGUUCCAGGGCCACACGGACGGGGCCAGCUGUAUAGACAUCUCCCACGAUGGCACAAAGCUGUGGACAGGAGGCCUAGACAACACUGUGCGCUCCUGGGACUUGCGAGAGGGUCGACAGCUGCAGCAGCACGACUUCACCUCACAGAUCUUCUCUCUGGGGUACUGCCCCACCGGGGAGUGGCUGGCUGUGGGCAUGGAGAGCAGCAAUGUGGAAGUGCUGCACCACACCAAGCCAGACAAGUACCAGCUGCACCUGCACGAGAGCUGCGUGCUGUCCCUCAAGUUUGCCUGCUGUGGCAAAUGGUUCGUGAGCACUGGGAAAGACAACCUCCUCAACGCCUGGCGGACACCGUACGGGGCCAGCAUCUUCCAGUCGAAAGAAUCCUCCUCCGUGUUGAGCUGUGACAUUUCGGCAGAUGACAAAUACAUUGUAACAGGCUCUGGUGACAAGAAGGCCACAGUUUAUGAGGUCAUCUACUGAACAAGGACUCUGACUCUGGGAGACACAAGCGUGGCUCUGGCAGGGACUGAAGAUGCCGUGAGCGGCAAGUUUGGGGUGCGCCGGCAGGCAGAGAGGCAUGCACCCCACGUGGGCCUGGGCGCCUGGCUGCAGGAUUUUCUCCUCUUCCCCUUAACAGUGCUGGCAGAUGCUACAAAUAGAUUUAUUUUGGAGGCCUUGGCUCCAGUUCCCCACAGACACCCUCAUGCGUCUCUGUCUCUUCCUCCCCCUUUCUACUGACCCUGGGGUCCAGGACACUGGAGCUGACCACAGUGCUGUGGGGGGAGGGAGGAAGGGGAGGAUCUUGUUCCCCACUGUACAGAGCACAGGCUUGUGAAAAUGUAAAUAACAGACACAGACUCCUAGUGCCGCGUGGCCGGGGGAGGGGGGGCCCCGCCAGAAGCUCGUGCCUCUGUUGCCUGCUGUAUUUGUAGCCCACUCUCAUGGUGGCUUUUCUUCUCUCUCUCUCUCUCUCUUCUUUCUCUUUUAAAAACAGAAGUUCCCAUCUCAGAAAGGUAGUUGGGGCCGGAGAGCAACAGGCAGAGGGAGGCAGUAGGGAGAAAAGUCCUGAGUCUGGGGGGCAGCCUGCCUUGAUAUGACUCAUGGCAUCCACGCAUGUCCGGAUGAGUGAUUGACAGACAGUGCUGAGAUGGGCGGGCCUGGCCGCAGCUGGGCUUCUCCUUAACAUCUGUGUGCUGUCCACCUCCAGCCUUUCCGGCCUGUCUUUGUCUCUCUGUCUCCUCCCUCCCCCCGCCCUUACUCUCUUUCUCUUUGUCUCCCCCCCCCCACCUCUCUGUCCUGGGUCCAUAUUUCUCUUUGGUGCAUAUCCAGUCAUUGUGGUAAGAGAGAUGGUUCUAACAGGGCAGCCUGAAAAAGGACCACAGGAGAGAGAGAAACUUCUAGUAACUCAGCUCAGGGAGCUGCCAGAGGAAACUGCAACUGGUGCGGGUGCUUUCUUGUUUCGUUGUUGUUUUUUUUUUUUCUUUUACUUUUUGAAUAAAAAACAAAAAGAAUUAGAAGUGAUGUCCUUUUACAAAAUGCCUUCUCCCCUUGCCUGCCUUUGCUAUCCCUUGAGGAGGAGAAACCCCUGGAUUGUGGGUCUUCAAGAUGACCGCGCCCCCUCUCCCCCACCCCCGCCCAUCACCUCUUAGGCUGCAAUGUGGGGGACACAGCCUGGACCCUUGCAGCUUUCAUCUCUCUCGUGGUCACAGGCAGGUGACACCAGAUGCCAGUACCGCUUGGUAACACCGAAUGUGAAGUGUUGGGAUUCUGUUGGUUUGUGUUUGGGUCUGGUUUUGUUUUGUUUUCUUAAGAGAAGUUAAAGGGUGUGUUUGUCCCAAUGGUGGGUCUCCACGGAUGUAGCAUAUGGAAGAGAAUUUUUAUACCGCAUUUUUAUGGAUUGUUUUAUAGUGGGGGUUUGGUCUGGCGAGAAGGAAGAAAGGGCAUCUGGGAACCUGCCCUGCCCACCUGUGGUGCUCAGGGCUGAGCCGCUGUGCCCAGCAGGCAGCACCGAGACUCAGUGCGGACUGGAGCCAGCCUGGGUGAGGAGGGCGUGGGGCAUCCGGACUCUGCCAUGCUGUCACCCUGGAUCCCUUGUGAAGACUCUAGAAGGAAGGGCGAGGGUAGGAGAACAUUAUUCCUGAAAAGAAAAAAAAAAAAGUCGUUGUAAUGAGCUGUUUU
Molecule: messenger RNA, 4417 nt
Organism: Dipodomys ordii (Ord's kangaroo rat)
Lineage: Eukaryota; Metazoa; Chordata; Mammalia; Rodentia; Heteromyidae
Gene: Tle3
Product: transducin-like enhancer of split 3
Exons: 20
Coding region: 374-2719 (781 amino acids)
Biological process (GO): regulation of DNA-templated transcription; negative regulation of canonical Wnt signaling pathway
Cellular component (GO): transcription regulator complex; nucleus
Molecular function (GO): transcription corepressor activity; protein binding
Source: RefSeq, a predicted model, not a curated record